CCAAGAACCUUUUAUCGAUUGAGUAUCAUUAUCUCAAUCCCUAGCUUUUGUUCCCAUACUCGUCGCUGUGAAGUUCCAAGAUGACUACCAAGUUCGAGACGCGACUUUUCAUCAAUGGCAAGUUCGUGGAUGCUAGCACGCCUGAGCGUUUCUCGUGCUGGAAUCCGAAGGAUAACUCACUCAUCUCUGACCAACUCCACGUGGCAACUGUAGACGAUGUGAAUGCUGCUGUCGCUGCAGCGCGAGCAGCCUUUCCCCUCUGGGCGGCCACUCCGCCUAGUCGACGCCGUGACAUACUUCUGAAGUUCGCAGACCUCAUCGACGCUCAUAGGGAGGAGAUUUCCGGGCUGGAGGUAGCCACGGGUAAGCCUGUGACCAUGGCACGCGGUUUUGAGAUAGAUUUUGGUCUACGGAUCCUCAGAUAUAGCGCCGGCUGGGCCGACAAGCUUCUUGGAGAGACAGCACCGGCCGACAGCGACGAUGGAAUGCUUCGCAUCAUUACCAACGAACCACUUGGUGUGUGUGCUGGCAUCUGUCCGUUCAACGUUCCAAUUGCCAUGGCACUCGCAAAAAUCGCUCCUGCACUCACUGCUGGAAACUCCAUCAUCAUCAAGCCUUCCGAAAAAACACCCCUGGGUACGCUUGUCCUUGGCCGCCUUGCUAAUGAGGCCGGAAUUCCUCCCGGUGUGCUGAACAUCGUGCUGGGCGGCGGACAGACCGGUGCCCUCCUUGCGUCGCACAUGGGCGUUGACAAAGUAUCCUUUACGGGCAGCAAUGCCACUGGCAAGAAGAUAGCUGUGGCCGCAGUGAACAGCAAUCUGAAACGCGUCUCGCUGGAACUUGGUGGCAAGUCCGCUGCCAUCAUUUUCCCAGACGCAGACCUUGACAAGGCUGUCCGUUGGUGUACUAUUGGUAUCACGACCAAUUCAGGCCAAGGCUGCAUCUGCACGUCUCGAAUCUAUGUCCACAAGUCCAUCAGGGAGCGCUUCCUUUCGCUGUUCAAGCAAGCCUUUAUAGCCGUUGAAGCGUCCGCCGGUGACCCAACGUCGCCAGCUACGGGACUUGGACCAGUAGUUGACAGACUCCAGUUCGAGCGGAUAAUGGGCUAUGUCGCUUCUGGGAAAGAACAAGCAACUCUGUUCCAGGGUGGAGAACGAAUUGGUGAUCAGGGUUGCUUUAUCCAACCCACCAUCUUUGUCGACCCGUCUCCAGACGCGAAGAUACUCCACGAAGAGAUCUUUGGCCCCGUGGUUGUCGUCAGCGACUUCGAAGACGAGGCGGAUGUUAUUGCACGAGUAAACGACACGCCGUACGGUCUUAGCGGAGCCGUAUACUCUCAAGACAUCAACCGAGCACUGCGUGUAUCGUCCCGAAUUCACAGCGGCACAGUGUGCAUCAACUCUAGUCUGCAGGUUAAUGCAGAAGUCCCAUUUGGAGGCGUGAAGCAGAGUGGAUGGGAAAGAGAAUACGGCAAGGACGGUGUGCUCGCUUAUACAGAGAAGAAAACAACCUUUAUCAAUUUAAAUUAGGGGUUACAUGUUUUCUGCAUCUUAUAUGUUACAAGCUUUCCCUUAUUGCAGUCAAGUCCAGCUUAACAUCAGUUCCAUCUGUUGAUAGGGCCCGCUCUCAUGCUGCAGUGGAAGUGGGCUACAAGCCCAGGCCACUGACGCUAUUAACAUGCGCGGCAUAGAACAACCAGUUAAUAUAUACAAGACUGACGACGAGAAGCCCUCUUUGUGCAAUCAGAGUCUUUGACAGGGCCCGAACAGCUCGUCCACGCAGACGCACCACCACCACCUCUUGAGCACGCGGGUACAUGGUCGUUCUUCCCAUCUCUACUUUGGCUUGUCGGGUCUCUUGAAACCAUGGGGCCAUUUUUACGAAUGCACAGACACUGUCUAGGACGUUGGAAACGGGCAGGUCGCCGUGGCGGCGAGGUUUUUGUCAGACUCACGGUGUUACUGGGGAGGCAGCCACCGCGG
Molecule: messenger RNA, 1982 nt
Organism: Boeremia exigua
Lineage: Eukaryota; Fungi; Ascomycota; Dothideomycetes; Pleosporales; Didymellaceae
Product: Aldehyde/histidinol dehydrogenase
Exons: 6
Coding region: 81-1529 (482 amino acids)
Molecular function (GO): aldehyde dehydrogenase (NAD+) activity
Source: RefSeq, a predicted model, not a curated record